AUGAGGAUCGCUUGCCUCCAAUUUGCGCCGCAGGUGGGGGACAUCGACAACAACCUCAAUCGUGCGGACUCGGUACUUGCCAAAGCCAAUCCAGAGGAUCUUGAAGGAUUGGACUUGCUCGUUCUGCCGGAACUGGCAUUCACUGGUAUACCUCUGGUUCCUGUUCUGCUCCACAACAAAGCUGAUUUUGGAUCAGGUUACAAAUUCGAAUCUCUGCAACACAUCUCACCAUACCUUGAGCAUGCUGGCUCGGGGAUCAGCUCACUAUGGGCUCGAACCACCGCCCUCAGAUUCAACACCACGGUAGUUGUCGGAUAUCCCGAAAAGGUGGACGUGAGCCCUCGAUGGCCAACCUCUCCGGAGUACUAUAAUUCUUCCAUCGUUGUCGAUGGGGACGGGCAGACGAUUGCGAACUAUAGAAAGUCGUUCCUCUACGCUAUAGACGAGACUUGGGCGUUAGAAGGCAAAGAUGGCUUCUUUCACGGUGACCUCCCUGGCCUGGGCCGGACCGCUAUGGGAAUUUGUAUGGAUCUGAAAUUUGAAGCUCCUUGGCAUGCUUUCGAAUUUGGUUUCCAUAUUAUCGAAGUGCAGGCGAACCUGGUCAUCAUCAACAUGGCAUGGUUAACUCGAGAAGAGGGCCGCAUGUUCAGCCGAAUGCCUGCAGAACCUGAUAUGGAGACCCUGACUUAUUGGGUCCAGCGACUUGAACCGGUCAUUCGCGCGGAAGACGAGCACGAAACCAUCGUCGUCUUUUGUAACCGCACCGGCUUCGAAGAUGAUGCCGUCUAUGCUGGCACCAGCACAGUACUUGGCGUCGUGGAUGGCGAAGUUAACGUAUAUGGCAUCCUGGGCCGAGGCGUCAAGGACCUACUUGUGGUCGACACAGACGACGCUCCUUUCGCCAAACUGGUGCAGCGAUCGGAAGGAGACACUGAUACAUCAUCCGUGGCUAGUAGUCGUCGUAAGCCGGGAAAGGCCUCAAGAGAAAAGCCACCAAGACCGACAGCCACCGCAGAACAGACUUCUGCGAUACCAAGAGGGCAAAGGAAACUAACCCCUACACCAAGUGCUUCUACAAAGCCCAAGAAGCCAAAGCCCAUGUCUCCAAGGAUUCAUAUACCGGAAAGGAGCUUUUCCAGACAGCAUUCUGCCACUCACAGCACGCCCAUUGAGGAGAGCCCGGGCGUCGCAACGCCUACCUGUCCCAGCCCCACGCCUUUCUCUGAUAGACCGUUGGUUAACGGUCUUGGAGGCAGACCGACCAAAGAGCACGCAAACACACCUUUGCCUUACGACGACUACGAUAUGCACAGUUGGGGUGGCCAAAUUUCAGUCGAUCAACCGACUCCAAGCACGGCAUCCCCAGGUUCCGAGCACUUGAGCGAGAAGUAUUUUUGGUUGCCCACACAGAGCGCCUUGAAAAGUCCAAUGGAGAUGAAAUUUCCUCAACACUACCCACCUCCUUCACCCACCGCGGUGCUACCGACCCCGAGCUCACUUAUCAGGCUACCUCAAACAGAACGCCAUGCAGUCAGAACACCACUCCCCAUCAAAGGGGCGCCAUCUUCCAUGUCUGUCCAAAGCGACAAAUCAAGCCAGUCGGGACGACUUGGACGUCAACAGGCAAAGACGCAAAGCUCAAAGGAUGAUGCGAAGCAUGAAGAUGGUGCCGCGCCACUACGACCUUCCUCGCCCAAGUCUCGCAAUGCCAGCCGAACAGGAAGGCCUCUAGAUCGUCAAACUUCCGAUAUGGAGCAGCCUGAUAUUUCAGACAUGAUCGACAAACUGGAGUCUUUUGUAAGAAGGCCUGGGUCAGCGAUGGAUUCGCGUCCCAGUGACUUUGAACAACCACGCCAAGGAAGACCUCGUUCCCCAAAGUCUCGUAAUGCGAGCCGCACAGGGCGACCAAUCGAGACGCCGCAACUUGAUGGCAGGGCCGGAAACGUGUCACAUACUGGGUUUCCAUUAACGGCCAGCCCCGGCGUCUUCUCGGAGGCCACAGCCCGGCCCCAUGCCGACAUCUUCAUGAAGGAUGAGGCGCCAGCAAGUCGCGGCACUUUUGACCAAAGUACGAUCAGACCCUGCCCCCGGGCUGGUGCCCAGUCGAGGAACAGGUCAUCUAGUGGAGCAGGCUUCAGCCAUUCACACUCCCGAUCUGGUAGUACUUCGCGUGCGAGCCAAGAUGCCGAACCUCACAUCGAGCCUGACGAUACCAGGACUCUGGUGUGGUCUGAGCUCUCCAAGAUUGUUGGCGAGGUGUUCGAUCGUCCUCAGUCGCGCAACGCAAGUCGUGGAAGACAGCCCGAACCGAGUCGUGCCACAACCGCCGACGGACCGAUGCUGAACAGGACCACACGGUCCGAGAGUCGAGGGCCACAAGCUGUCCCGCGCAUGGAUCAGCGUUUCGCCUCCCAGGACCGACGUGGAGUCGCCGGACCUGCAGACAUCAGGACCAUCCCGGCGCCAAAUGUUGUUAAUGGCUCCUCCGUACCUUACAACUCUGACGACGAGAUCGUGGCGGAAAUCAUCUUCCAUUCACAAGGUUGUCCUACUCGCAGCCAGAUCAACGGUCAGGGGCAGUCCACGCCUAGUCAAGCAGGCAACCCGACAAGCCCGCCAUGUAUUCCAAGACGUCCAUCCAGCCAAGAAAAGGGCAACAACUCGCGCCUGAGCCAGCGCAAGAACAGCACUCCACAAUCCAACAACCUACAGAGGCAGGGCUCCUGGCCGCCUAGGCCUCCUCACGACAGACGAGCUCCAUCCCAUAACUCCAACGACGAGAUCGGCAUCUACAAGGCCCCAGCUCUAGCCCCGCUGAACACAAAGGGCCGCACAGAGUCGAGCGACUCGUGCCCGACCAUGGAUGGCGCGUCCAUCCACACGAUCACGACGCCCAAGGACUCGCCCGCGACGCCGCCAACCAGGUUCUUCGAGCCGACGACGCCCAAGGCCAUGAAGCUCCAUCCGGACUUCGGCACCAUCCUCACGUCCACCUCUGACCCUGCAUCUGGCGGCGGCGGUGGCUUCCCCAUGGACGCCCUUAGCAAUGAGCUGCUGGGCAUUGGCUUAGCCAGACCGAGAAGUGCGGUCUGGUAG
Messenger RNA from Diaporthe amygdali, 3096 nucleotides. RefSeq lists its product as uncharacterized. The record is from RefSeq and is a predicted model, not a curated record. The transcript has 6 exons. Gene Ontology annotation, biological process: protein catabolic process. Lineage: Eukaryota; Fungi; Ascomycota; Sordariomycetes; Diaporthales; Diaporthaceae. Gene Ontology annotation, molecular function: protein-N-terminal glutamine amidohydrolase activity; protein-N-terminal asparagine amidohydrolase activity. The coding region runs from base 1 to 3096 and encodes 1031 amino acids.